This is a messenger RNA of Dimorphilus gyrociliatus, 1808 nucleotides long. Lineage: Eukaryota; Metazoa; Annelida; Polychaeta; Dinophilidae. The record is from the annotation of a GenBank genome assembly.
GUCAGAUAACAUUGCGUUGCAUUAUGGGAUCUCCUUCUGACUAGGGACUGGAAAUUUUUUAAUGAUAUACAAGUUGUUAAUGCUAGUUUUAAUUACUAUUCGACUGCAAACGAAGUCUACAGCUAUUUUAUCUUCUUUUCAUUAAAAAUUCGCCGAUUGACACGAUCAAGGAAUCUGUAAAUACACUUUUGUUAUUGUCGCAUGCAAUAUGUAAAUUCUUUGGAAUAAUAACAAAAACAAGGGAAAUUUUUUUUUCUUUGUUUUAGGCAAUGGGCGGAAAUGUGAGCGCGGGGAAAAACAACGAAGAACUAAUUCAUAACCUCAUAAAAGCAAAUUAUAUAAAAGAUCGUCUUGUAGAAAAGAUCUUUUAUUCUGUUGAUCGUGGAGAUUAUUUUCAAGACGGACACAGAGAGCAUGCUUAUCGAGACACAGCAUGGAAACUAGGCCACUUGCACAUAUCGGCACCAUGUAUUUAUGCUGAAGUAUUGGAACAUCUUGACUUGCAACCAGGACACAGCUUCUUGAACAUGGGUAGUGGGACAGGGUAUUUAAGCACGUUGGUAGGUUUGAUUAUAGGUGCGACAGGGGUGAAUCAUGGUAUUGAAUACCAUAGCGAUGUUGUUGAUUAUGCCCGCGAAAGGCUUGAAUGGUAUAAACAGUAUGGCCAUGAAUUUGAUCGCUAUGAGUUAUGUGAACCUGAGUUUAUAAAUGGCAAUUGUCUUCUAUUAUCUGAAACAAAUAGAAGAUAUGACAGAAUAUACUGUGGAGCCUCUUGCAAUCUCUCAAAGGAAUCUUAUAUAAGAAACCUCUUGAAAGUUGGAGGCAUUUUAAUUAUGCCUCUAAAUGACAAUUUAGUUCGUAUUGUACGAAAGUCAGAAAAUGAAUUUUCCAGAACAGAUAUACUACCCGUUUCGUUUGCGUCCCUUAUACAACCCGAAAAUGAUGAAACAUGUGCUGAACUUGUCGAACUGCCCCCUUUUGAAACAUAUUCUCUCAAAGAAAUUUGUCGAUUUAAAAUCAGACAAUGCAUUCGUAAUAAGCUGAAUGAAACAAGAGCCCAAUUACAAUUGGUAGAGUACGAAAAACCAGCUCAAAAACUACAACCGUACGAUAGAAUCGAAAGGGCGGUUUGGAUUCGACAAUCACAAAGCGAUGAAGAAGAUAACGGAGAAAAUCAUGUUUCUCUUCAUGAAUUUCUUCAGUCAAUAUCAGAAAAUCGAAUGGAAGAAGAGUACGUAAACAAUCCUAAUGCAGCAAUGAGGGCUGAAGUAGAGGAUGAUGGCGAAAGCGACGAUCAAGAUCAGGACGUUGAUAGUAUAUGUGGGAGCCAUUUAGGCAUGCAAAAUUCACCAUCAAAGUUUGAAGAUGAUGGCGAAAGCGACGAUCAAGAUCGGGAUGUUGGUAGUAUGUGCGGAAGCCGUUUAGGCAUGCAAAACUCAUCACCAAAGCUUGAAGAUGAUAUCGAAUUGGAUGAUGAUAAUUCAUUGUGCAGUGGCGCAAUACCUAUUGGAACCAAAAAUAAAGAAACCGAAAGCUUGAAUUUAGGUACAAGUAGCGGGACAUCCGGAAUAGGAACCUCAGUUGAAGAGAACGAAUUGCUUCCAAGCGCCGAAGAGUCGUCGGACAUGGAACGAGAAGUUGAUAAGGAAUAUUUAGACUACGUCAAACCAAGUGAAGAAGUUUGUGAAAAUAAGAGAAGAAGAGUUCAAACAGCAAGCUAUUCUUCUUAUACUAAGGCGAUGAAGGAGCAAGUAUCAACUCUCCCCCUGCCGCCUUUAUUGCAGAAUUAUGUAGUGUUUUAUCGUUAA